AUGGAUUUUUUGUUGCGACCAAUAGCUAGUGGUGACGACAACCAAGUCACUGUUUUACAUCCCGAGCCUCUUUUUGUGAUCAAAUCAAAGAUAGUUAACAUUGACAAUAGACCCAAGAAGCUGCUGAAGUUGGAAGCUGGGAGUAAGAUCUUCGUUAACCUGUGCCAUGAUCCGCAGGCACCCAAACCGGAAAUUCCGUUUGAUCCCAACAUUGUUUACCCAUUGAUAAUUAACAACAAGUGGGAGAUACCCAUUGUGGCAUCGUCCAUUAGAACGGAUACGGAUAAAAAGGGACAAGUUUGUUAUGUGAUAGAUUGCUGUGUCGCUUCUGAUUGUGUCAAGUGGUUUGUUGAGGAUUACCAACUGAAAGAAAUUGUAGUAGAGUGGUGUUUGGAAGCUGCAGAGCUACGUGAAGUUAUUGAGAUCUCAAGAGAUAAAAUCUCAUUCCCAAAGAUGAGAAAGAAAGGUGAUUCCAUUCCCGACUUGGAGAUCUUCUCCAAUGAACUCGAUGGAAGCGAUAUAAAGGAAGCAACUCAAAAUGAUAAAGGCAACGAUCCAUCGAGCUUACUGCAGAUCAGGAGAGACUUACUAUCUCAAGAAGAAGACCUCUCCUUGAGUAAUGAUAGUGAUAUCACAGCCCAUGGAUUACCUCCUUUAUUUCCAAAGGCUAAUGAAACCAAGGGCAGAAGCUUGAUCCAGGAAAUUGAUGAUUUAACUCUAAAAGAAAAACCUAAGAAUGCUGCUAAAAAGGUGCAGAAGAAUAUUGAAUAUAAUGUAGUAAUGAAAAAAAUAGAAAAUCACAAGUAUAAGUUAAGACUUGAUAUCCAAAUAGACUCAAUUACUGGUAAAAGCGAUCUGAAUAUAUUCUAUGACCCUACCAACAACGAUAUUGUUCUGCGAAACCUGAAUACGGACUUAUACGAUCAGAAAGAUUUUAAAAUACCUCUCCCCAAUAUAUUUGAAGGCAAGGACAUCAUGAAUAGCUCUGAAAUCUUUUAUGUCAAUAAAACCGGAACCUUAACUAUCUUCUUGUAG
Nakaseomyces glabratus is the source of this 1035-nucleotide messenger RNA. It is a transcript of the gene PIH1, whose product is annotated as Pih1p. NCBI's taxonomy places the organism in Eukaryota, Fungi, Ascomycota, Saccharomycetes, Saccharomycetales, Saccharomycetaceae. The record is from RefSeq and is a predicted model, not a curated record. Gene Ontology annotation, cellular component: ribonucleoprotein complex; R2TP complex; cytoplasm. Gene Ontology annotation, biological process: box C/D snoRNP assembly; rRNA processing.